Molecule: messenger RNA, 6163 nt
Organism: Syngnathoides biaculeatus (alligator pipefish)
Lineage: Eukaryota; Metazoa; Chordata; Actinopteri; Syngnathiformes; Syngnathidae
Gene: abcc6a
Product: ATP-binding cassette, sub-family C (CFTR/MRP), member 6a
Exons: 31
Coding region: 368-4900 (1510 amino acids)
Biological process (GO): transmembrane transport
Cellular component (GO): membrane
Molecular function (GO): ATP binding; ATP hydrolysis activity; ABC-type transporter activity
Source: RefSeq, a predicted model, not a curated record
ACAGGCAGGCAGACGGGGUGAGAGUUAGAACGAAAUAAGCUCUCAGGGCUGCAGCAGUUCAAAUCUAUGCAAACCUUUAUUGAGAGCUGAUGUUCUAUUAAAGGGGAGGACAAGUCACACAGACACACUCCAACACUCACUCACUAAUAAACACUGAGACAUUCAGACACAUAAGCAAGGACAGGGGCUUACCUAAAAAUAUUGGUAUCCAAAAGAGAGCAGAGGUCCAUUAAGGACAUAUAGUCAAUUCUUUCUCCUGACUCGGACACACACGUGUGCUCAAAGUGUGCUUCCUAGUGUGAGGAGCAGGACUGGACCGUUUCAGCCCAACAAGUAGAGCAUCAGAGAGGAAGCAGCAAGCGAGUGGAUGGAUGCCUUCUGCCGACUGAGUGGCCUGGACCCUCUGUGGGACUGGAACCGCACUUGGUACACAGCCAACCCAGACUUGACCCAGUGCUUUCAGAACACAAUUCUAGUGUGGGUGCCCUGUGUCUAUCUGUGGCUCCUGGCUCCCCUCUACUGCCUUCACCUGUACUGCCAUGACCAUGGACGUAUUCAAGUUUCCUCUCUUUGUAUCGCCAAAAUGGUGCUCGGGUUUCUGUUGGCCUCUUUUGGCUUUGUGGAGUUUUUCUACAUCCUACUGGAGAGGAGCCAGGAGAUCGAGCAGCACAUGGUCUUCCUUCUUAGCCCCAUCAUACGCAGCAUGACUGUGAUUCUGGCUUUAUGCAUCAUCCAGUUGGAAAGAAUACGAGGUUGUCGUUCUUCUGUAUUCCUCUUCCUGUUCUGGGUCUUGGCUGUUGUUUGUUCCCUGGUGCCUCUCAGAGCAAAGAUCCAGCUGGCCAUAGCUGAGGGCAUGGCCUCUGAUAUUGUGAGAUAUUUGGCCUUUUACUCCUACUUCACGAUUCAACUGGUCCAGCUCUUCUUGUGCUGCUUUUCUGACCUACCUCAAGAGGGAAAAAACAUCUUGGAAAAGAAUCCUUGCCCUGUUAAAGAUGCGUCUUUUUUGUCCAAGAUUCUCUUCUGGUGGUUUACUGGGCUUGUUGUGAAGGGAUAUCGCACUCCUCUGGCAGCAGAAGACCUGUGGACGCUCAGAGAGGAAGAUACGUCGCAUAAGAUUAUCUCUGUGCUGCAAGAAGACUGGACAUUGGAAUGUGCCAAGAUUCAAAAGCAAGAAAAGGCCUUGACAUCUGGUGUGGCACUGGGGAGCAGGUUGCCCGACCAAGCUCAGCUUCUGAGGAAGCUUCACAAGGAGCAGAGCUCUGGCUUCUUUCUGUUCAGAACUUUGGCACGCAAGUUUGGGCCAUACUUCCUUACUGGUACAAUGUGUAUCAUAUUCCAUGAUGCCUUCAUGUUCGCCAUUCCCCAGGUGUUGAGUCUUCUGCUGGGCUUCAUGCGAGAUGAAGAUGCGCCAUUGUGGAAGGGCUACUUCUAUGCCACGCUCAUGUUCCUGCUCUCUUGCCUCCAGUCCCUCUUCAACCAUCAGUACAUGUACACUUGCUUCACAGUGGGAAUGAGGGUUAAGACAGCUGUUAUGGGCCUGGUGUAUAGGAAAUCUUUGGUGAUAAAUAGCGCUGCCAGGAGGACCUGCACUGUUGGGGAGAUUGUAAAUCUGGUUUCAGCAGAUACUCAGAAGCUCAUGGACUUUGUGGUGUACUUCAACGCUGUCUGGCUGGCCCCCAUAGAAAUCGCCCUUUGUCUCUUCUUCCUGUGGCAACACCUUGGACCAUCAGCAUUGGCAGGAAUUGCCACCGUCAUCCUCAUUUUUCCACUCAAUGGACUGAUAGCAAAGAAAAGAAGCAAGCUGCAGGAGAUUCAAAUGAAGUUCAUGGAUGGCCGGAUCAGACUAAUGAAUGAGAUUUUGAAUGGAAUAAAGAUUCUGAAGUUCUAUGCCUGGGAGAAGGCCUUCCUGGAGCAGGUGUUGGGUUAUAGAGAAAAAGAGUUGAAGGCCCUGAAGAAGUCCCAGAUCCUUUAUUCCAUCUCUAUUGCAUCUUUCAAUUCCUCUUCUUUCAUGAUCGCUUUUGCGAUGUUUGGUGUCUACGUCAUGCUUGACGACAAAAACAUCCUGGACGCUCAGAAGGUUUUUGUUUCAAUGGCGCUGAUCAACAUUCUGAAGACCCCACUUAGCCAGCUUCCCUUUGCAAUAAGCACAACCAUGCAGGCUGUGGUUUCACUCAAACGUUUGGGAAAAUAUCUGUGCUCAGAGGAACUUAAAGUGGACAAUGUCUUAAAGGCUCCAUUGAGUUCUGAGGGGGAAGAUGUGCUGAUUGAAAAUGGAACGUUCAGCUGGUCUGCAGAGGGCCCUCCAUGUCUUAAAAAAAUCUCCAUCUGUGUGCCAAGAGGUUCCCUUGUAGCUGUGGUCGGACACGUGGGAAGCGGAAAGUCCUCUUUAUUGUCUGCCAUGCUCGGAGAAACAGAAAAGAGAAGUGGUCAUGUCACUGUGAAGGGUUCUACAGCGUAUGUGCCCCAGCAGGCUUGGAUCCAAAACGCCACCGUCCAAGACAAUAUCAUGUUUGGCCGGGAAAAGCUGAAGACGUGGUACCACCGGGUGUUGGAAGCCUGUGCCCUUCUGCCUGACCUUAACAUCCUUCCUGCAGGAGAUGCAACAGAAAUCGGAGAGAAGGGUCUCAACCUCUCAGGCGGACAGAAGCAGAGAGUGAGCUUGGCCAGAGCUGUCUAUCGGAAGGCAGAUGUGUACCUGCUGGAUGACCCGCUGUCUGCUGUUGACGCACAUGUUGGCCAACACAUCUUCGACAAGGUCAUCGGACCCAAAGGAGUGCUUCGAGAGAAGACCCGUAUCCUGGUGACCCAUGGGAUGAGCUUCUUGCCGCAAGCUGACCUCAUCCUUGUCCUUGUAAACGGUGAAAUCACAGAGAGCGGCUCCUACCAGGAACUCCUCAGCCGCCGUGGCGCCUUUGCUGAUUUCAUCCACACCUUUGCCAGCACCGACCGAAAAGAAAUGGCCAUACAAAGAGCUGGCUCAAGGAGGUCCAAUGCCCGUCUCAGCAUGGUUGAUUUCAUGCCAUUCUCCAGAGACUUGUCUCAGGAGCAGCUUAUUGGGGGUGACACAACAAAUACAAACUUGCAGAAUAUGGAGCCUGUGUCUGAAAAAGAACAGGAACAGGUUCCUGAGGACCUUGGCAAGCUCACAGAGGUUGACAAGGCCCACACUGGACGAGUUAGGCUGGAGAUGUACCAAAAGUACUUCAAGACUAUAGGUCUGGCCAUCAUCAUUCCCAUUGUCUUCUUAUACGCCUUUCAGCAAGGAGCCUCACUGGCCUACAAUUACUGGCUGAGCAUGUGGGCCGAUGACCCAAUUGUUAACGGUACUCAGAUUGAUGCCGACCUGAAGUUGUCUGUCUUUGGAGCACUGGGCUUUGUUCAAGGCAUUGCGAUCUUUGGUACCACCGUAGCUAUUUCCAUCUGUGGUAUCAUUGCUUCUCGCCACCUGCACAUGGAUUUGCUGGUCAAUGUGUUGCAUUCCCCAAUGUCUUUCUUUGAAUGCACGCCCAGCGGCAACUUGCUCAACCGCUUUGCCAAAGAAAUUGACGCCAUCGACUGCAUGGUGCCCGAGGGCCUAAAGAUGAUGUUGAGUUACGUCUUUAAACUCAUGGAAGUGUGCAUCAUUGUGCUCAUGGCAACACCAUUUGCUGCUGUGAUCAUCCUGCCUCUUGCAUUCCUCUACGCCUUUGUCCAGAGCUUCUAUGUUGCUACAUCAUGUCAGCUGAGGAGGCUGGAAGCUGUGAGCCGCUCCCCCAUUUACACCCACUUCAAUGAGACGGUGCAGGGUGCCAGUGUCAUCCGGGCCUUUGGAGAUCAGUCCAGGUUCAUUCUGCAGGCCAAUGACAGGGUAGAUUUCAACCAGACCUCCUACUUCCCCCGAUUUGUGGCCACUCGAUGGCUGGCAGUCAAUCUGGAGUUUGUUGGUAAUGGAGUGGUGUUAGCAGCUGCCAUUCUGUCCGUAAUGGGAAAGAACACCCUAAGUCCAGGCAUAGUGGGGUUGGCUGUGUCACACUCUCUCCAGGUCACCGGAAUCCUAAGUUGGAUUGUGAGAUCAUGGACUGAUGUCGAAAACAACAUUGUUUCUGUGGAAAGGGUAAAUGAGUAUGCUGACACUGCGAAAGAGGCCAACUGGACUAUAGAAGGCAGUUCUCUCCCUCUGGCUUGGCCCCAGACAGGCACUAUAGAGUUCCAAGACUAUGGGCUGCAGUACCGCAAAGGCCUGGAGUUGGCUUUGAAAGGCAUUACCUUGCAGAUUCAUGAAAGAGAGAAGGUGGGCAUUGUGGGAAGGACGGGAGCUGGGAAGUCAUCUCUUGCUCUGGGAAUAUUUAGAAUCUUAGAGGCAGCAAAGGGAAAGAUCUUUAUUGAUGGCGUCAAUAUUGCUGACAUAGGACUCCAUGAUCUUCGAUCACGCAUUACAAUCAUUCCGCAGGACCCUGUGUUGUUCUCGGGCUCCCUCCGAAUGAACCUUGACCCAUUUGACACUUACACCGAUGAAGAAGUUUGGAAUUCUUUAGAGCUUGCUCACCUCAAGAACUUUGUGUCCAACCUGCCUGACAAACUCAACCACGAAUGCUCUGAAGGUGGAGAAAACCUCAGCUUGGGUCAGCGUCAGUUGGUGUGCCUUGCGAGGGCCUUGCUGAGGAAAACCAAAAUCUUGGUUUUGGAUGAGGCAACAGCUGCUGUGGACCUGGAGACUGACACACUGAUCCAGUCCACAAUCCGCACCCAGUUUGAAGACUGCACAGUCCUUACCAUCGCUCACCGCCUUAACACCAUCAUGGAUUACACAAGAGUGAUUGUUAUGGACCGAGGCCACAUCUCUGAGAUGGACUCUCCAACCAAUCUCAUCGCACAGCAGGGACAGUUCUUCCGAAUGUGCCAGGAAGCUGGGCUGGUCUAGGACCAUGGCGCUUCUAUGCACCUUUGGCACCUUUCUCCCAUGGCUUUUCAACAAAGUUUGAAUUUGCCCUUCCAAGCUUUGUGGCAGCUCCUCCGAGGACAUUGUCAUUGAGGGUCCAGAGACUUUUCUAAUACAGCCUAUAUAGUCCAAGGCUUCUUAGACACAAAGAACAUGCUGUCCUGAAUCAGGAAAAAAAAAUACUCAGACUAUCAACAUGUAAAUGAAGCUUCAGUGGAUUGCUGGGAGUGUGCAAAGAAUUAUUAAUGUGUACAUAGAUUUGGGGAAUCUGUUCAUUCCAUUUAAGGAUUAAGGCAAAGGAAUGAAAUACAACCACAAAUUAUAUGGAUUGUUAUUUUUAUUUUUCCUGUUUUGAAUGGGAACAGUAUUACUUACGUGUCAUAAAGCACAUGACCUAUAUUUAAUGUUUUCUCAGGCUUGGAUGUCGAUGUUUACUGACUCAGUUUUGAAGCCUUGAAUGCCAGAAAGCGGUAAUCUACAUUUAUAUACCGUUUUGUUUUCCAAGAACGAGGACAGAAAUUACUCUGACAUACUGACCCUGUGCAGGGUUCAACCUGGCGAAUGUGAGGGAUGUGAGGUUUUCAGAGCCUUCAGAAAUGAGUUUGAAGCAGCCAAUUUAGAUUAUUUAUAUGACAGGGAAUAGGAGGAAAACAAUUGUUUGAGCCAAGACAUUGGCAGGCACUUGUUUAUUUCUGUCAAAGUAAACACAUAAAGUCCAAAAGAAUCCUGUUGGUCAGAUUUAACCUGAUGCCUAUAUGUGAAAAACCACAUUGAAUGAAGAGAAUCUCUCUCCUCAACAAUAGUAAUAAUAAAUCUUGGUGAGUGAUUUUCUCUCCACCACCGCACAACUCAGGCCAUACAUAUAUAUAAUAUAUAUAUUCUGUAUAUGUGUCGAGAAAGAAUUCACUAUUGUUCUAUAUUUUUUGCUGACGUUACAAAGUGUUGCUAGUCCUCAACGACCUUGAUCCUUGAUUCAAAGAAUUAUAAGAGCUUUUCGGAGAGAAAAGUAAGUAUGCUGUUAUUGUCUUACUGGUUUAGACAAUCUUUCCAAAGAGAAACCAUAUAGUUUAUUUAUGUGGUAUUUCAAAAUAUGCCUUUAAAAUACUGAGGAUUGUAUUAUAUUUAUACUUUUUAUAACAAGCUGUUUGGUUUUUUUUUCACUGACUAAUUACUAUUAUUGUAUUGUUAUAAUAAACAUGUAUUUCAUUUAAGAAUACGGGUGUGUUGCUUGUAUUUUAAGGACUU